ACUGAGACUGAGAUGUGACUUGUUGUAGUUGCGCCAUGUUCUUAAUCGGUCACUCUGCUACCGGAAGUUAUUUGAACGCUUCCUGUUGUCCUGGCACGUCACGUCCUGCUAUUACAGUUCCGGAAGCUGGAGUCAGAAAUGUUGCGAGUCGUUGCGGAAUAAACUAUUAAUUUAACACUGGAGACGCUGCAAAUUACUUUAUCGUUCCAGAGCUAGAUACGUAGAAGAAGAAGGUGGUCAUGGAAGAGCAGACUACGGAGAUCGAGGUGACAGUGAAGACAUUGGACUCCCAGAGCAGGAGUUACUCUGUCUCCGGCCAGCUGACUGUGAAGGAAUUCAAGGAGCACAUUGCGGUGUCGGUUGGCAUCCCUGUGGAUAAACAGAGACUCAUCUACCAGGGCAGAGUUCUACAGGAUGAAAGGACGCUGGCGGACUACAAUGUGUCGGGGAAGGUGAUCCAUCUGGUGGAGCGGGCCCCGCCCCCGGCCUCCCAGCCCGGGGCGGACUCUGGGUCGGGUUCAGCCGACGGCGGGACCUCCUCCGCCCCGCAGGGCCCACCCCAGGGCCCCCCCCAGGGCCCGCCGCACGACCGCAAUGCCAACAGCUACGUCAUGCUGGGCACCUUCAACCUGCCCGUCAACCUCAUGGACCCCCAGCACAUACAGAUGUCCGUUCAGCAGCUCAUGUCAGGUUUAGGGGAGAACGCCAGGAACGCCAGAGUGACCACAAGCACUGGGAAUGGAUCGAUGAAUGUCCACAUCGACAUGGACCAGUCAGUGCAGAGCGAGCCCAGGCUACGGCUCCUAUUGGCUGAGAACCUGCUGAGGGAUGCCAAUGAACUCAUCACGAGGAUGGAGGGUCAACCAGCCAGCAGCUCUCACCCAGAGCCCCCUCCUUCUGCCGCUGCUCCUGCCGCUGCUCCUGCGGCCGCGGCGCCGGCUGCAGCUCCUCCCGCUGCAGCUCCUCCCGCUGCCGCGGGUCCUCCUGCCCCGUCCUCCCCCUCCUCCACCCCGUCUCCCUCUGCCCAGCCCAUGGACACCUCCCCUCCCUCCGGCACCCCCCCGCCCCAACCGUCAGCUCCUGGCCAAUCAGAAGGCCCCACACCCCAAGCCGGGCCCAACCACCCCAGCCCAGUGGAGCUGCUCCAGAUGCUGGCGGAGCUCCGCAGGGUGGAGGAGCGACUGCAGCCGUUCAUCCAGAGGGCUCACACCGUCCUGGAGAGCGCCACCUCCGCAGAGUACAGCAACACUGAGCGGGAGGAGGACCAGCGCGUCCUCAACCUGGUGGGGGAGGCUCUCCGUCUCCUCGGUAACGCCCUGGUGGCCCUCAGCGACCUGCGCUGCAACCUGCUGAGUCCCGCCCCCCGCCACCUGCACGUGGUACGACCCAUGUCUCACUACACCAACCCCGGAGCACUCCAUCAGAUUCCCCUGCAGAUGAACAUGGGCGCCACAGUGACGAUGGCGGCCAACGGCGCUGACGGACAGGCCCCGCCCACACAGCCCACCGCCCAAUCGGAGCAGGCCGGACCGGGACAGACGCCCUCGGCCAAUCAGCAUCCGGGCCCUGCCGGCCCCCGGGUCAUCAGGGUCAACCACCAGGCGGUUCCCGUGGUGAUGAUGCAGAUGAACCCUGAUGGGUCUGCUGUGAACCCCCCAACCGGACAGGCGGUUCCCGGGCAGCCAGGUCUUCCACCAGACUUCAUGCGGAACCUGAUGCAGCAGAUCAGCCAGUAUGCCGCUGCCGUGGCAACGAGCGCCGUGACCGGCCAGCCGAUCCCUGAAAACGUCACCCCCCCCGGCGCCGGCACCCCCACCACCGCCGACCCGACCGGCGGCCCCGCGCACCCUCAGCCCCACCCCCAACCGCAGCCCAGGGUGGUGUUCACCAGGCCCACCUUCACCCCGCCAGCACCCCCGCCUCCCUUCAGCGGUGGAACCUUCCACAUGAGGCCCGGGGUUCCCGGACAGCCGUUCAACCAGAUGAUGAAUGACCUGGUGAGACCCCUCCUGGUGCCGGGGCAGACCGGAAACACGGGCACACACACCACUUCGUCGUCCUCCUCCUCCUCCUCUUCUUUCUCCUUCUCCUCCUCCUCCUCUGGCCCAGCUGCCCCUCCCACCUCGGAGAGUGGCGCUCCACACGGCCAAUCACAGACGGGCAGCGGCCAGGCCCUGCCCCCAGACCUCAGCCAGCUGCUGGGCUCCCUGCUGGGGGGCGUGGCCGGGGCCUCGGCUCCGCCCAUCACCAUCACUUCCUCCUCCUCCUCAUCUGGGGUUCCCGCCUUCAUCCAGGGAGUCAACGACUUCAUGCAGCAGGCCUCCCAGCCUGUGUUCACCGCCCCUCCUCCCCCGUCAGGUCCCCAGGGCCCCGCCCCCCCGGGCGCAGGCCCCGCCCCCGCCCCCCCGGGCACAGGCCCCGCCCCCCCAGGUGUGGCGGUGGACUCGGAGUUCUUCACGGGGAUCGUGCGUGGGGUCCUGACCUCCAUGAUGGGCCCGCUGGGCCAGGGGCAGGGAGACACGGAGAGCAUCGCCCAGUUCAUCCAGAGGCUGUCCCAGUCCAGCAACCUGUUCACCUUCUCCGAGGAGACCUCUGGGUUCUUUGGGGAGCUGCUGACGCUGGUGUUCCAGAGCUUCAGUAUGUCCGACCUGGUCCUGCUGCUCCACGGCCAGCACCAGCCCCUGGGCCGCAUCCAGCCGGAGCUGGCCCACUUCUUCACCCACAGCUACCUCAACGACCAGGAGCCCACCGACCACAACAUCACUGCCGCUGCGGACACUCUGGUGAAUGAGCUGGAGGAAUACAUUACAGAGAGCUUUAGAGAGUCCUCAGUCAGCGUGGUGGAAGGGGUGGACAUCACCCAGACCAACAUGUCCUGUUUCAGACAGCAGCUGGCCCGCAUCGCCACGCACAUCCUGCGCUGCACAGACGAGAGCUUCGGCCCGCGGUUGCUCCAGAUGUGUAACCAGGCGCUGUUCGAGUUCCUGGCUCUCAACCUCCACUGUCUCCAAGGAAACCAGGCCGCCUUAACGUCCGUCAUCAACCACAGAAUAAGGAGGAUGUCCAGCGACAUGAGCCCCAGUCUGGUCAACUGGAUGACCUCCAUGAUGACCAUGAGGCUACAGGUGGUGCUUGAGCAUCUCCCCCUCACCUCGACCAGCAUCCAGCAGUACAUCAUCCUGACCCAGGCGGAGCAGGCCAGCGAUCCCCAAGGACCCGAGACCAAGCCUACUGAAGCGAGCCAGGAGCCUCAGGACGCCGCCGCCGCCGUGUCGGCUCCGCUGGCCAGCCGGACGUCGCCGGCGGUGCUGCUCCAAACGUGGGCCGUGCCGCCUGAAACCAGGCCGUCGGAGACCAGGACGUUGCCGUUGGAGACCAGGACGUCGCUAGGAGACAGGGGGGCUUGUGGGGGAACACCCCUAGGGGGCGCGGUGGUGACGUCAUCGUCCUGGGCCGACGACGCAGAAUCUGAAUCCUGGGAGGCUACAGUACCCCCUGAGUGGGUGCCUAUCAUCAGGUGUGACCUGCUGACUCAGAGGAAGGUCAAAGGUCAGCCUCCCCUAUCUGACGCCUACCUGACCGGCAUGCCGGCCAAACGCAGGAAGACAGGCCAGGCAGGGGGCGCCCUCCUCUCCCUCUCCGAUGCGGUGAGCCAGGCCGCCCGGUCUGCCGGGGUGCGGCCCCUGAACCCCUCCGGCCUCCAGGAGGAGCUGGGGGGCCAGGAGCUCCAGGAGGCCUACUCAGACCAGGUGAAGUCCGACCUUAAAAGACGUGUGGAGGACGACCCCGACUUCAACGCCCAGCAGUUCCCCAACGCACACCAAGCAUUCUCUCCGGACUCCUAGCCUGCCUCCCAUGAACCCCUGACCCCUCGAUCAGCUGCAUCCGCUCGUCAUGACCCACAUUUACUUCAAUUUGUUUCCUUUUUGAUGCAACUCUGGGCCGCUGUGGUAACCCAGCGCUAAACUACGCUAAGCUACACUGCUUCCUGCCUUCCUGUUUGUUGUAGCCAGGAGUCACUUUUUGGGUUUUCUGUGUUUUUGUCUUAGUCCAGUGACACUGGAUGACUGAAGUUUUGUUGGACUUGCAGAACCAAAGUAAUAAAGCUUGUUACAAAAUUAGUUAUUUUUGUUAUGGGUCGUAUUUUUGGGAUGUUCAAAUCUGUUAAAAGGUUGGGUAUGGGAUUUGCGAAACGCCAGCAGAUUUUGAAAAUACACAACUCAAAUGUUCCUACCCACUCUCCUUCAACGCUGACUCUGACUCCACCCAUUCCAAGUACAUGGACGCGCAAUCAUGCAUGUGCGAACAUGCGCAAGAGCAAGCCAUUAGCUAGUUAGCUAGCUCCAGUAGCUACCGCAGGAUAACAACAAACAGAAGCUUGCUCUGGGUCACAAGCUUUGCGUACGUGCACGAAGGGGUCACGCGCAGGGAGAGGGGGAGUGCAGUACGACCGUUUGAUUGACGUACUUACUGUCCAAUGCCGCUCGGUGGUUCUGGAAAUCAUUGGCUGGAGUUUUUCGAGCCCUGCCCGUUCCACAGAUGAUUGACUUGUUUAAUUUUCAUGUCAGUACUUCUAACUCAGUGGCUGUAAGUGGGUUAUGAUAAGGAUUUCAAGUAAUUUUGCAAAAAUGGCCAAAAAAGAGAAUUCCAUACCCAACCUUUAAGUAGUCUAUGUUGUACAGUUGCUGAAAAGGUAAAUGUAGGGUUUUAACUAGUGCUAAAUUGAAGUUACUCUCAUAAUUAAACCUGCACUAAAACCUUUCUCAUUUAACUAGGCAAAUUGAAGACACUGAUAAGCCCCUUCAAAUAGACAUAUCUUUAGAUGUAUGUAUUUGACUUGUAUAGUUCAAUUACCAUGAAGUGUAAAAAAACAAAUCUAAAUUCACCUAAAAAUGAAUGGCAGGUUAGGCAAUUCGGAGAAACCAACAGGUGAGCUAUAUUUUGUAGAAUCAAACUGAAAAAUUCACUCCCACUCCCCCAAAACACGUGACUUGCCUACUAGCUUUCACAAUAGGUCUGCCCAGAGAGGGUCUGCCCAAUGAGAGAGAAUCUCUAAAUAGCUCUGGGACUGGAAGACUGGUCAUGCGCAAUGCGGCAGAAUCUGGUCAGGUAGAAGAUAGGAAGAUAGACAGAUAAGCCUUCUGUGGUAAGGCCAGAAUAAACAACCACCAGAAAUCCUUGUGAUGUAAAUAAAAUGUCAUAAUUACUUUCAAAUAAAUAGCCUACACUUGAACAUGCACUUAAUUGCACUUAUACAUGAAUUUGAUAUUUACGAUUGUAUAGCAUUCUGUUGGUAGAAAAAAGAUCAGAAUUAUUUGAGGCCAACCUAAAAGGGGUAAUGGAAACCACCACAAACCAGGUUUCCUGUUGAAUCACAAAAGGCAGAACUUUGUUCCUCAUCUGAGUUAAAACCAACCACACACUGGACCAAACAAACCGAGAUCUUAACACUUGUGGUAUUCAUUGAAGAACAAAAUAUUGUAAAUAUCCACAUUUUCAUUUUUCCGUUUCUUUGGAGAAGAGGAAGGAUGUUUUGCUUGUGAAAUUAGACAAUGGACGACGAGUUGCUUUACGCAACAAUUGUGUUCGGGACCAACAACGUUUCUCCCUGCGACUCAAAAGUCAUAAAGGAUGAGAUUAAAAAGGAGCCGUGGGAGAACCUGGAUCUGACCACGUCAGCAAACAGGUCACAGCAUCCAGCAAACAGGACACAGUUACUGGCGUUGAUUGCUUCAGUCUUUUUGGGGCUCCUCUCACUCCUCCUGCUCUCCGCGAUCAUCUAUCUGCUCUUACACUCAAGAGGCGCUCAAAGCGAAUUGGUGAGACGAGUAGAAGACCUGAAGAGAGAAAGAGAUGCUCUCAACUGGACUCUUAACGUCAUAACUGCAAUGGAAGUCUUCCAAGUCGAAGAAUACUGCACGCAAAAAGUGUGUAAGCCGUGCCAGAAGGGUUGGGUUUCUUUCGGAUCCAGCUGUUAUUUAUUUUCCUACGAGUGGAAGUCGUGGAGCGGAAGUCGGGACUACUGCCGACAGUUUCAAGCCCAGUUGGUGAUUAUCCAAACGCAGGAGGAGCAGGAGUUCAUCGCUAACCGUACCGUGACCUAUUAUGAUAAUCGUGGUUACUGGACUGGAGGGACAUGGCAGACGGGAAGCCGGGGGACCUGGGACGACGGAAGCGAAAUCACAACAACGUACUGGGUGGACGGGUCUCCCACCAGUAGUGGCUGUAUCAAUUCUCUUAAAAGGACAGACCUGCUGGCCAGCUGGAGAUCAGUCAGCUGCUUCGGAAACCACCGCUUCAUCUGUGAGAACCCAGUUUUGAUGAAGGCAUUCUAGGAAGGUUUUUUUUCACCCUGUGGUACGUGAAGUCACAGCAGGUUAUACGUGAAUAGUGUCGCUUUGUGCAUUCAUUGCGUUAUCGAUUGUAAUUUUUCAUUAAUGUGUGUUUGCUAAAUAAAUAAACCAAUUACCAUGACCUUCCUGCAGUAAUAAUUAUGUAGUUGGCAUUCCUUCCUCAGCAUUUAUCUAUGUAUUUAACCAUUCACAUGCGGUGGUUCUCAAAAGGUUUUGGA
Molecule: messenger RNA, 6571 nt
Organism: Gadus chalcogrammus (walleye pollock)
Lineage: Eukaryota; Metazoa; Chordata; Actinopteri; Gadiformes; Gadidae
Product: large proline-rich protein BAG6-like
Exons: 31
Coding region: 240-3845 (1201 amino acids)
Cellular component (GO): BAT3 complex
Molecular function (GO): misfolded protein binding; polyubiquitin modification-dependent protein binding
Source: RefSeq, a predicted model, not a curated record